AUGGGUACCAAGUCUCGUCGUUCGAAAUCGCCGACGACUUCGACAGGCUCCUUGGGGCGUGCCUCCGGGAGAAAGACCAACGGCGAACUCUCCAGGAUGAACACCAACGUCGAAGUCCAACGACGCAACGUUUCCCACGAGACCUCCACUUCACAAGGCGCCGCCGCGAACCUAAUGGCGCGAGAGUCCUUCUCCCUCGACGACCCCGUACCCAAAACCCCGACUUACAAUAACCAUGGCUUCUUCGAGCUGCCGAAGCGGGACCAAAGGAAUUUUGGUCUGCUGGUCCUCCUCUACUUCCUCCAGGGCAUCCCCCUCGGCCUCGCCACGGGAUCCGUCCCGUUUCUCUUGAAAAAUCAUAUGUCGUACAGCGAGAUCGGCAUCUUUAGCUUAGCGUCCUACCCCUAUUCUUUGAAGCUCUUCUGGAGCCCCAUCGUGGAUGCGGUAUGGAGCCCCAAGGUCGGGCGGAGGAAGAGCUGGAUUCUCCCCAUCCAGCUGCUCUCUGGGAUAGGCAUGCUAUGGCUUGGGUCGAUGGUUGAGAACAUGAUGGAAACGACGGGCAAGCCCGGCGGUCCCACCGUAUGGGGCUUCACCGGCUGGUGGUUCUUUCUGGUGCUCAUGUGCGCCACCCAGGACAUUGCCGUCGACGGCUGGGCGUUGACCCUCCUGACCCCGGGCAACGUCUCGUACGCCUCCACCGCGCAAACGGUCGGCCUGACUGCCGGCCAGUUCCUCUCCUACACUGUCUUCCUGGCUUUCCACUCCAAGGACUUCGCCAACCGCUGGUUCCGCACCGAGCCGCUCGAGCACGGCCUAAUCAGCCUAGGCGGCUACCUCCACUUCGCCGGGUGGGCGUACAUCAUCGUAACCCUUGGCCUCACCUUCCUCAAGCGGGAGGAGAAAACCAAGAACGAGGACGGCAUCUGGGACGUCUACAAGAUCAUGUGGGGCGUCCUCAAGCUCAAGAACAUCCAAACCAUCAUCCUCGUCCACCUCAUCGCCAAGAUCGGCUUCCAGGCCAACGACGGCGUCACCAGCCUCAAGCUCCUCGACAAGGGCUUCGGCACCGAAAACAUGGCCCUCACCGUGCUGAUCGACUUCCCCUUCGAGAUCGGUCUGGGCUAUUACGCAGGAAAAUGGUCACAAGAAUACACGCCCAUGCGGCUCUGGUGCUGGGGCUUCGCCGGCCGCCUGGCCGCCGCGCUCAUCGCGCAGUUCACCGUCUCCAUCUUCCCGGCGGGUGGCGUGACGUCCUGGUACCUGCUGGCCGUGAUUGGGCAGCACGUGUUCUCGACCUUUACCAAUACCAUCAUGUUCGUCGCCGUGGCGGCCUUUCACGCCCGCAUCGCCGACCCCGUCAUCGGCGGCACCUACAUGACCCUGCUCGCGACCGUGUGCAACCUGGGCGGCACCUUUCCGCGCUUCUUCGUCCUGCGUAUGGUAGACGCUUUUCACCGCCGCCACCUGCCUGCCCGACCCCAACGCCGGCCCCGACGCGAAACUCACCGUGUCGACCCCCUUCAGCUGCGCCGUCCAGGCUGA
Messenger RNA from Chaetomium globosum CBS 148.51, 1542 nucleotides. RefSeq lists its product as uncharacterized. Bases 1 to 1542 code for a protein of 513 amino acids. Gene Ontology annotation, molecular function: acetyl-CoA transmembrane transporter activity. Gene Ontology annotation, cellular component: membrane. The record is from RefSeq and is a predicted model, not a curated record. NCBI's taxonomy places the organism in Eukaryota, Fungi, Ascomycota, Sordariomycetes, Sordariales, Chaetomiaceae. The transcript has a single exon.